Messenger RNA from Phytophthora sojae, 426 nucleotides. RefSeq lists its product as hypothetical. The annotation marks the transcript as partial. The record is from RefSeq and is a predicted model, not a curated record. The transcript has a single exon. Lineage: Eukaryota; Oomycota; Peronosporomycetes; Peronosporales; Peronosporaceae.
AUCCACAACGUACACGAUUCGAGGUCCCAGAGUAUGGUGGUGGUGGAUCAGUAUAAAGCAGUCGAAUCGGGGUUCUUAGAAUCGGCUAUUGUCAACUUCAACACAUUCAUCUCUCAGUUGGCCUAUCAACUGGUAUUCAACGACUUUGUGAUGCACCGCUCGACGAGGGUCACUAUUGCUGCUGAUUUCCGUGACGACGUAGCGCCCCCAACUCACACACUCUAUGCAUUUAGUACGCUUCCCCGGUACAAGCGUCUUAGCGGGACAAUCUUGCGUGCGCAGCGCAAAUGCAGUAUUUGCGGGCGGAAGGCCUCAUAUUACUGCUCCGGGUGCUCUGAUCCACUGGAAAACAAUUUCUUUGAGGUUUGCGGCCUGAAGACAGGUCGGGACUGCCACUCACUCCAUUUAAACACUACAUUGGUCUAA